AUGAAAUAUGAUUGUCAUGGUCAAAGUAAUUGUAAGAAUGGUGCAAAAUGUUUACAAGAUAGUGCUAAUUGUCCAACAACAUAUAUGUGUGUUUGUUCACCAUGUUUUUAUGGAACACGUUGUGAAAUUAGUACAAAUGGAUUUUCUCCUUCAUUAGAUGCUAUCUUAGGUUAUCAUAUUAAACCACAUGCAAAUAUUCAUCGACAAACAAUUGUUAUUAAAAUGAGUAUAGUAUUGAGUAUAAUUGUAAUUCCCAUAGGAUUGAUUAGUGGCAUUUUAUCAUUAAUUACAUUCAGAAAUAAAGAACCAUGCAAAACUGGUUGUGGUUACUAUCUUAUUGGAACAUCAAUUACAAGUCUUUCUACAAUUAUCAUUUUUACAUGUAAAUUUUCAAUUCUUCUUAGUGCACAAAUACUAUCAUUAACAAAUCAAUCAUUUCUUCAAUUUCAAUGUAGUUCAAUUGACUUUUUAUUACGAAUUAGUCUUUAUAUGGAUCAAUGGUUAAAUUCAUGUGUUGCUAUGGAAAGAGCAAUAACAAUUAUUAAAGGAGUUAAUUUCAAUAAGGUAAAAAGUUUAAAAGUGGCAAAAUUAAUGAUUCCUAUACUUUUUAUAUUGACCAGUUGUUCACUUAUUCAUGAUCCUUAUCAUCGACGUCUUAUUGAUGAAAUUUAUAAUGAUGAAAAACGUAUUUGGUGCAUUGUUGAUUCUACAGCAAAUGUUCAAAAAUAUGAUUAUGCAGUAAAUAGUUUUCAUUUUUGUGUUUCAUUCAUCAUUAAUCUGUUCUCAGCAAUAACGAUUAUCAUAAAAAGUGCUCGUUUACGAACAGCUUUUUAA
Molecule: messenger RNA, 834 nt
Organism: Didymodactylos carnosus
Lineage: Eukaryota; Metazoa; Rotifera; Eurotatoria; Philodinida; Philodinidae
Source: the annotation of a GenBank genome assembly